AUGAGUGAAUUCUAUUCAAGCUAUAAGCAUUUAUUUUAGGAUGAUACUGAUCAAUUAUACAACCAGCAACUUAGACAUUUAGAUUCAAUAGUCUAGUAAAGCAAAAAAGAUAGAGCUAACUCUGAAAAAAAGAGACAGAUUUAACUUUAAAAAGAUUUGCAAAUUAUAAGCUAAAUCAAUAUGUCACCGAAUAUAUUUCAGUAAGGUAAAGAGUUUAAAGACUACAAUAUAAAUAUAAAUGGUUAAGGCGGAAUAUUUAAUAAAAAUACAAAUAAUAGCAACUCAAUAUUGAAAUUUCAAUUCAAGGAUGACAAUCCAUUUCAAAAUAAUGUAAAAAUGAAUAGGAAAGAUUAAAUAUCACAGCUAUUGUAAUUUUAAGAUAAUCACUAAAGCAAUAAAGACUUGUUCGUAAAUGAAGGAAUCUUUAGAAACAAGCAGUAGUAUAGGGGCAGCAAUGAUUAUUAAGUAAUACCUAUGUAAAGCAAAAACAGGAGUAGUUCUAUUGAAGAGUUAAUUAAAAUUGAUUACCCAAAUAUGAUUUCGAAUUACACUUAGCAACCUUAAAGAAAAAAUAUCUUUUUAUCAAGGAAUCAGAGUUAAUAAAAUUAAAUACUAUCUAGACUGCAAAACGAAAAAAAUAAUAAUUAUCCUAAUAUUUUCAAGGAUCCUAUAGAGGUUCCAAGACUUCGAGAGAUUAUGUUAGGAGAUGGAAUGACUUUUAACGAAUAUGAAGAUUAAAAUCCAUAAGACUAGCAAUAAAGAAAAAAUUAAAAGUUGAUAAAUCAUUAGAGCAGAUAAGAAUAAUUGAAUUAUUCUCCUCAAAAUUAUGGCUACAGUAAAAAGAAAAAAUAUUUAGAAUUUCUUGGACACAAUAUUUUGAAUCCUAUGCCCUAACCUAGCAUAGAAGAAAUAUCAAAAGAUUAAAGAUUUAAUAGCUAUGAUUCACCUGAAAAGAAUAGAAAAAAUAAGAUGAUCGAUUAAAAUGAUAAACAAAUUAAAAAAUUUUUAUAAAGCAGCUUUGAAUAAUACGAAAAUGAGAAAAAUGCAAAUAGAAGCUUUGUAAAAACUCCUAUUUUAGAAGUUGAUUAUAACCCAAAUCCUUUAAUAUAUGAAAGAAUAAAAUCUGAAUUAAACUAUAAUAAAGCAGGCGCAGUAUCCAAUAUAAAGAGUUAAAAUAAGAAUAAUAACUCUAAAGAUAACCAACCUCACUAAAUAGAAUCAAUCCAUAAGGGAUUUGAUAAAUAUUAGAAUUUCAAAAGAAAGUAAAAAGAUUUUUCCCUAACACCAGAAGUUUAUAAUGAAAAUCUUAAAAAUUCUCCAAUUGUCAGAAGAUUAGCAGCAAGCCGUUAAAUAGAUAGGAAAGAUAGGGUUGCAGAUUUAUUAAAGUAAGAUAUAUUAGAUUGA
Molecule: messenger RNA, 1404 nt
Organism: Tetrahymena thermophila SB210
Lineage: Eukaryota; Ciliophora; Oligohymenophorea; Hymenostomatida; Tetrahymenidae
Exons: 7
Source: RefSeq, a predicted model, not a curated record